UGUAGACAAGAUGUCUUCAAGUAGCACCCUGAACGCUCCAGGACAGCUGCAGAAGCUCGGCUCCCUCAUUGUGGGAAUGAAGACGGAGACCUUGUUGACCCUCACCUCGGACAGGCUGUUGUCAUCCCUGCCUGCCAUGGCCCAACAAACACCAGACCUCAGCCCACCACAAGCCAAUGCUAUCGCCACCAAACUAUGGGGCUUCCCAGAAGUGGUGGGUUGGCAGGAUGAUGUGGAGCCUUUGCUCUAUUGCACGCCCCUGCUCAGCGUCCUUCCCAGGACUCGCCUGCUUGUGAACAACAUCACCAUAGCAUCCACAAAACCCUGGAACACACAGCAGGCUAAAGCAAUUUUCAAAGAGGUGCUUGAUAAUAAACCAAACCUAGGCGCACAAGAUUUUCUGAGUCUGGGAACAGUGGGUCAGGGUGUGAGCUGCAAGGUCUUACAGGAACGUUUCCGGGCUGAUUCCUCGCCUUCUUCCGUGAGAAGAAUCCUGGCCUUCCUCCGGCAGCAGCCUCGUCUUCUUCACACCUCACUGAAAAAGUGUGUGAUCGAGGAGCUGUAUCAGUUUGAGUUCUUCUCUGAGCUGCUCACAGAUCUUGGGACUGAGAUUGCCCUGUCCAUGCCUGUGAGCACCAUUAAGAAGUUUCCCACAGAUAUGAUGGUCACUCUGAGGAAGAUGAUUGUUUGGGACCCUCAUCACUUUCUCUUGCUGUCUAGAACAAAACAGGAGCUGCUGGUGGACAAAAUUGUGCAGACGAUGGGCAUGUACACAGGGGUGUUCACUGAGGAGGAAUUUCAUUCAAUGGGCAUUAUGGCACCGUUUGUGGUGGACGAGGUUUUCAUUCAGCUGGACCGCAGCUUCUUCAUCGACAAUCUAGAUUUACUCCGAGGGCUCUGCUACAGCAGCAGCAAGAUGGACAUUGUGGCUCGUAUUCUGCAAGAACCUGCAGCCUUUGGCCCAGUCAAAAACUGGAACCAGACAACACUCAGUGAGGUGGACCGGUUUCUAUUCUUCCUGCCUGACAAACAACUGCAGGAGAUUUCCCUGGCGCUGAUGACUGUGGGCCGUAUAGAGAAGCUGUUCAUGAGCCAGCGUCGCUGGGAACAUGGAGAUGUUGGGAUCCACUGUUCUGACGAGAACGAGAGGAAGAGAUCUUUUGAAAAGCAGCAGUUUGUUCUACAGUUUUUCCUGGGCUUCCUCAAAAUAGAUCCUGCAUCACCGACUCCUUUGGUUCCUACUUGUGAGAUUCUGCAUACAACAGCUCCUUCUGCCUGGACCUCCAACAGUCUGACCAGCAUGUCUUCAGCAGCCUUCUCCAACUGUCUGGAGCUGAUGGGUCAUGAUCCGUUCCUUGCAUCCUACCAAAGCAGACAGGUGCUCAACAAAGUGAAACAGAUGUACGGCCCCGUCUCGUCCUUCUCCCAGUCUUUGAUCUCUCAGCUGGGUGGAUUAGCGAUAGAACUGACACUAGAUGAGCUGAGCAGCCUCCGACUGACUGAGCGAAGGAGUAUGGCUGCUCUGGGGGCUGUCAGUGCCUGGAGCAACAGACAGCUUUCUGCACUGUUUACCACCGUGUUAAACUCCACCAAGCAAAGCCCGAGCCAGCUUGACUCUAGCACAUUUGUGGCGAUGGGAUACAUCGUGUGCGGAGCUAAAACCACAGAGAUGAAUUAUUUCAAUGCUGUAGAGUUAAGUAAGGCGGUGCUCUGGCUGGGUCAGCUGAAGCUGUCCUGCUCUGAGGAGCAGCUGCUGGCUCUUGUCAGGCUGCUUUCCCACAGUCUUGCCUUUGGUCCCAUAAGUUCAUGGGGAACUGAUGUCUUCAUUGAGAUCGGAGUUCUGGCAGCUGGUCUCCCAGACAUGAGUAUGUCAGCUUUAGUGAAAGAGCAAAUAGAAGGAAUCACACCUGCUGCUGUCACAUUGAUACCACCUGAUAAUUUGCUGUGGUGUUUCACCAGAGACAGAUCAGCAUGUUCUCCUAUGAGCAGGCUACAGCAGUAACUGGGGAGCAGCUCUCUGCUCUGUCAGAUGUUCAGAGGACUGCUCUGGAUAUGGUGCUGACACCGUGGGAAGACAGGCCUGUAGACUUCAGAGGGAAAUCACUGGGGCUGGCAAUGAGCCACAGUCCUCUGUGUCUCAUACUGGGACUGCUGAUGUUGCUGAUCGUCCUGCCCUGCCCUGACCUGACCUGAUCUGCCCUGGCACAUGACCCCGCUCACCCCUGCUGGAUCAGGAAACACCUCCUCACCCACAUAACCAAGAUGAUCUCAUGUAUCUGUGCAAUACUAUACCUCUUUGAAAUAAGCAGCACUUCAGGUUUUCUAUUGUGUAUUUAAUGAGAUUUUAAUAUAUUUUGUGAAACUAUCGCUUAUAUACAGUAUACAUAUCAACAUUGAGCACUAAACGAACAAAUUAAUAAUUAAAUACAAUAAAAAAAAAAAAAUGUUCAUAGUAUAAACAUUACAUCCAUAUCCAAGUCUUACCAAAACCCACAUAAUUAUUGUCAUUACAGUUGGCUUAUUUAUUCAUUUUUUUGAUAAACUUUGAUAAAACCCAGACACUUAAAAGAUUUAAAUACAGUUAUGAUACACUUAUUACUAGCACACCUACAAAGUUAUAUAUUUUUGUGAAAUAAUAUAAUAUUUUUGUCAGAGUAAAAGCUGUAAUGUUUGCUACAUUUAUAUUGCUGUUGUGAGUUAUCUUGAUAAGAUAACAGGUAUGUUCAAUGAUACCUGAUUGAAUUAGUUUUGGUCAACUUCAGUCUAUUUUUGCUGUGAGUUUUGUAUUGUUGUGCACACUUUCUGGUGUGAUAAAUAUAGUCCUAAAUGAUUACACUG
Cottoperca gobio is the source of this 2838-nucleotide messenger RNA. It is a transcript of the gene strc1, whose product is annotated as stereocilin 1. Gene Ontology annotation, biological process: cell-matrix adhesion. Gene Ontology annotation, cellular component: cell surface. The transcript is spliced from 17 exons. The record is from RefSeq and is a predicted model, not a curated record. NCBI's taxonomy places the organism in Eukaryota, Metazoa, Chordata, Actinopteri, Perciformes, Bovichtidae. Bases 11 to 2002 code for a protein of 663 amino acids.